AGGUUGCAAAAAUAGAUUGCAACAGCAAAGGGAAAUAGGAGCAUUGACCUUGGUGUGGAUGGGUGGAAGGAAGGCUAUUUUCCCAUUCAAUUGCAAUUUAUUUGGCCCUUGGAUUCGCAAAAAAACCAUGGCAGCAAACAAACACCACGUCUAUUUUGUUUGCCCCUCGGUUUCAGAAAAAAAAAACCACUGUAGCAAACAAAGACCACGCUUUGUUUCUGUCGUUGUAGAGAAACUUUCGCGGUUUCUCUUUCGAUGUUUCAAAACGAACUUCCUCGGCCCACCCACCCAUCACCCACCCACCCAUCGACUCGCUCGCUCACUCGCCGUCGUCCGUCAUCCCCUCGUCCACCAUGUACUCGUGGAGGGCGGAAUCCUUUUUCGGCGGCGGCAGGCCCUUUUGCCGGCGCUGCACGAGCAUCCCCCUCAUGUAGCAGUCCCGGAAUUUCUCGAAAAAGUCGUCGCAGUCCUGCUCCGGUUCCAGGGACUUCCCGGGCAGAAACUUUUUCUCGUAGUGGUCUGCGACGCACCUGCCCCAGGCCCGCUUGUGCUUCCGGCAGCGGCGGUCGACGUCGACGCCGACGCCGGUGGUCCCUGCCGGUGCGGUGCCCGCUGGCUUUUUCGGUUUGUCGUUCUCGCGGUCGGCCUCGCUUGCGCCCCCGGCCCUUGUGCCGCGGAAUCCCUCUCCGACCGCCGAGAGCGGCAGCGAGGGAUCGGAGCCGCUGGAAAUGCCCACACCGGUGGCGCUCUGGGCGGAUCCCAUGGUCGUUGUUCUUUCUUCGGUUUGGGCGUUCGGGUCUUUGGUUCGUGUUGCGUUGUAUCGAACCGUGCGGAAACGGGUUUCUGUAUCCGGGUCGCUGGCAAUCGCGGGUUUGGUGGAUGCGGUGGUACACGGUGGGGAGUGGGUCUUGUUCGUAGCUAGAACAAACAAGCACGGUGUCGACUUUCUCGGAGAGACCAGAGAUGAUUCCAAAAGAAAGAUGACAAGGAACGAAAUGAUUUUGACCGAGAGGAGGAGGCGAGAAAAGGAGAAGAAAAGGAAUCAAUCCUCACUGUGGAACAUUGAAGUCGGGUUGUUCUCCGUUGCGGAACGUGGAAUCGACGACUUGUACGACUAAAUAAAUCCGUAGAUGCCGUCUCCAGUCUCCAAUACCAGUCGGGUAGAGUAUGUAGGUACGUACUAGGAGCAGGUCCUACGUACCAAUCGUUGAUUGGCGUCUGUGGAUCAUCGGUGGAAUUUUUCGAAACCUAGAUCUUCAAUCUCGAGAUCAAAAUUUGAAUCCAAUGAUGCCCAUGUACCGGUAUCGUAACUCGUGCCAUACUCGUAGAGUUCAGCGUUCAGCAACACGACCGAGGCGAUCAAGAGAACCCCCCCACCCUUCGCGUCACCCGUCUGUGAUGCGACAAACAGCAUCGGGAUCCAACAUCCGACAUCCAACACAAUUCCUACCGAAGCUUCCAAGGCAAACAAGCCCUUUCGUACAACACCAAACCACACCACACCACACCACACCACACCAAACCCAAAGUUCAAGCCAACCCCAACCCCAGGCAACCAAAGAUGAACUUUCUCUGGCAGCAACGCGUGUUGCUCUUGGUCUCGGCCCUGCUCUCGGCGACGCCCUCGCCGGCGAUCGCCUCGUCGUUCGUGAUGCCUUCCGUGGCAGGAAAGCCCUCCGGCCGACCGGCCUUUGUCGCCGGCCGCCAAGAGAUCGGAACCGGGAGCUGCGCAAGCAAGGUGCUGGGGGUGUCCCCCGGCGGCGGCGGCGACGACGAGGAAACCGCGGUCCCGCAAGCCGAAAGCGGCGCCGAACCUUGUGCCACCAGCGCCCCGCUCGCCGCUUCCGGUGCGACGCCCCUGGGCCCCGGCGCCAAGACGCCCCCCGGGUUUCUCCGGUCCAGGUUUCCCCGCUUUCCGUGGAACAGGGUCCCCGACUACCUCACGUACGCGCGGUGCCUCGCCAUCCCGGUCUUUGUCGGCCUCUUCUACGCGAGCCUGAACGGAACCAGCCACCUCUACACGGGGACGAUCUUCGCCCUGGCCAGCGCCACCGACUGGUUCGACGGCUUUCUGGCCCGGCGCUGGGACAUCUCGACCGCCUGUGAGUCUCUCUCUCUUUUUUUGUUUGUUCGGACCGGGUCGAGUCGUUGUGAUGCUAACGAACGCAAAGCAGCGAAGAGAAGAUUCGAAUGGGUCUCCGGGCUCGGUCGUUGGGUUGUGCUGCUCCGUAGCCGUUCGUGUGUAGCGGUUCGUGGACAACUACGGGCAUAUCCAUGCAUCAACGCAUGGCUUCCAGCGGAAACAAGGCAGCGACCAUGAAAUCUUUUUUGAAAUUCCCCACUCAUGUUUUCUGUGUUUUUUCAUUCCUUGACCCACGCACGCUUCCUUUGAAUGCAACGCGUCGGAAUUGAUUUCCAUGCCACGCAUCAACCAACCAACCAACCAACCAAUACCGUGCAUGCUUCGCUGCUCUGCGCAGUCGGGGCGUUUUUGGACCCCGUCGCGGACAAGCUCAUGGUGAGCACCUCGCUCGUUCUGCUUUCCGGAAGGCACGGAAAGGUUGCCGCCAUUCCCACCCUGAUCAUCCUGGCGCGGGAGCUCGCCGUAUCGGCGCUCAGGGAAUGGAUGGCACAGCGCGGGGAGAGAGACACCGUCAAGGUCGGCUACCAGGGCAAGGUCAAGACCUUUCUGACCAUGACGGCGCUGACGGUUCUUCUCUACGCUCCCGCCGAGGCGGGAACCGCGUCGAUCCUCUACAAGGUGGGCAUUCCCAUGCUGUACAUGUCGGCCCUCAUCACCAUCACCAGUGGGAGCGUCUACUUUAUGGCCGCGGCGCCGGCCCUGCUUGGCACGAAACAGUAAGGGAACGCCAGCUUUUUUGCGAUGCAAACGAAACAAAACAAAAUCCCAGCGAACUAACGUAAAUCAAGUUAAGAAUUGCUAGAAACGAGGACCGCGCCGCGUACGGCAGGCACGCGAACAUUAACCGUGCGUUUGCAAUUGCAAUGGCUAUGCAUGGCACGGUCGUUUUCCGGGGUUGUCGUGCGUAGUGCAGCACACCAACGAGUCGAUAGUUCUAAAAACGGCUGCGACGAGCUCUCGUGCUCGUGGUUGUGAAACUGCAACCCACAACGCGUUUGACUCCCCCCCCCCCCUACGAGGUGUUGCAAAGGCGCAACCCAACAGGUUUGCCUCUUGUUCUUUUGUGGCAGAAGAUCGUCCGAUAAAGCCAAACGGGGGAGGCACGAAGCGUUCCAACGCAUGCCCGUGGCUGUGUGCCGUGCGCUCUCCCGUCUCUCGUUUGCCCGGACUCGAUGCUCUCUUGCCAUUUCCGGUGCUGCAGGAGGGCCACUCGAGACACUUGUUCGAAACCCAGUCCGCCGGCCGAUUGGAUUGGUAUCCCCUUUUGUAUUCUCUGGGCCCAGGGUCUCUUCUUUGCUGGACCGUAAAACGGAUUUUUCCUAGCUCUAUACGCAGUAGUGGUGGACCAUCCGAGGGCCAACUUUUUACCCUAUACCACUUCCUAAUAUCGUUAACAAACCGGUGCAUCCAAUGAAAUAAUAGAAGAAUCGAGCC
Pseudo-nitzschia multistriata is the source of this 3577-nucleotide messenger RNA. The record is from the annotation of a GenBank genome assembly. NCBI's taxonomy places the organism in Eukaryota, Bacillariophyta, Bacillariophyceae, Bacillariales, Bacillariaceae.